UCCGUCCCCGCCGCCGACCCCGCUACCUGUUUGUUAUUAUUCCUACGCUUUCCAUUCCUCCCCCCUCUCCCUCUCUGCUGUGCUCUGCUCUUCAAGAUCAGUGCGAGGAUUCGAGGUCUCCAUCCGACCAUGCCCCGGGAUGACCAACUCCUCGACGAUCUCUGCGCCCUCGUCCUCGCUGCCUUUCGCUCCCCUCGCACCGCCCCGCCGAUGCGCGAGCAGGUGACGCCGGCGGGGUUCGCCUCGUUCCUCCUCGGCGCGUCGGUGGCCAUGAUGUUGUGCGGGUCCAUGACGUUCCUGAUCGGGUUCCUACUGCUGCCCUGGGUCAUCGGCCUCUUGGCGGUGGUGUAUUUCGCCGGGGUCGUCUCCAAUCUGUCCGGCCUGACGAGGGCGAUCCUUCGCCGGAUUUCCUCCUCGAGCCCCGAGGCGAUCCCAGAUAUACUCUCUUCCAAAUUUACAACUUGUUAGAUGUCAAAGGGCAUAAAUCCAGUAUCAAGGAUGCAGGAAGGUUUUGUCGUUCAAGGAUUGGCUUGGUCCAUACCAAUCAAAACCACUUGUAAUUUCUGCUCCGACAAAUUUCUUUUCUUAUUGUUUUCUUUGAUACAAGGUGUCGGUUAUAGGUCCUCUGCUGUUUUUCCAGGCCCACCUUUUCAAAUUUUAGUAGUUCUCUGUAUAUAGUUACAUUAUUACUAGUUAAAGAGUGUCAGAAAGUCCGGCUUUCAUGUGUUUUGUUGUCUUGAUUUUGUGAACUAUGGAAUUAAUAGUGUCUCAA
Molecule: messenger RNA, 772 nt
Organism: Musa acuminata AAA Group (dessert banana)
Lineage: Eukaryota; Viridiplantae; Streptophyta; Magnoliopsida; Zingiberales; Musaceae
Exons: 2
Coding region: 130-468 (112 amino acids)
Source: RefSeq, a predicted model, not a curated record